Molecule: messenger RNA, 1731 nt
Organism: Dermacentor andersoni
Lineage: Eukaryota; Metazoa; Arthropoda; Arachnida; Ixodida; Ixodidae
Source: RefSeq, a predicted model, not a curated record
AUGGCUGCCGCUUCGGUGUCGCCGUCGGAAGGGUUGGAGGAGCCCCCCAAAACCUCAGCAGAGUCGGAUAAUUCGGCCGAGCCCGACAACCAGGCGGAGAAUUCGGAGGAUGCCGAGAACACGGUGCUGCCCGGAAAUCUGGUGGAGUCCGUGCUAUCGGAGGAACCAGACGCGCAGGAGCCGCCAGCCAAACCGGAUGAGUCCAAGAAAUCGGAGAAGGCCAAGAGGUCUUCAGAGAAGGCGAGAAAGCCCGGGAGGACCAGGAAGCCGGAAAAGCCGAAGAAGGUGGUGGUAAUAAAGCCCAAGAAACCCAUCAAGCCGAAGAAGCCGGAGAAGCGUAAAAAGGCAGACAAGAAGGCGUCCUCCGCCGAGUCCGAUAAGUCGGCCGAGAGCGCGGCAGACAAGCCGGAGAGACCGAAGAGGUCCGACAAGAGCAAGAAGGCGGACAAGUCCAGCAAGAAGCCCGAGAAGCCUGUCAAGAAGAAGCGCGAGAAGACACCGGAGCCCGAGCCGGAGCCGCUGAUCAAUCCCGCGGAUUACCGCUACCGUACCAAGCCGUCGUUCUACCCGCUGCAAGCGAAGCAAGUGGCGCUCAACGUUCUCGGCGCGCUGAUAACCGAGACCAAGAAAGGGAGCACGACGAGCAUCUACGAGCGCGCCGCGGUGCUGACGGGCGUCAGCAUCCGGGCCCUCUUCAAGUGGGUCGCCGAGCACGAGAGGAACGGCCACGUCCUGACGCCGCAGACCAAGCUGCGCGGCGGCAAGGGCAAAAAGCGCAAGCGGAGGAACGCCGACGGCAUCCUCGUCACACCCGAGGAGUACGAGCGUGCCAAGGCGCUCGCCAUCGUCGCAGAAGGCGGCGACCCGUCCGCGCCGCCCAAGAAGAAGCGCAAGCAGUCUCCCAAAAAGAAGCGCGACCCGAACGCCCCUCCGGAGUCGGCCGACGGCGCGCCGGCCGCCCCGAAGCGCGUCAAGCGCCCGCCGGGCACCGGCUCCCCGCGCAAGAACGCCAACAAGGACCCGGCGGCCGUAGCAGCGGCCGCGGCUGCGGCCAGAAGUGUGCCGGCGGCGAUGAUGCGCCCGCCGACGGACGUGCGCAUGGCGGCCGCGGCCAACAACGCGAUGGGCGCGUACGGCUUCCCGACGCCGUGCUUCGACGCCCGGGAGUACGCGGCCCGGAUCGCGCCCAUGAUCCGGCCGCAACUGGACGUGCGGACCGCCGUCGGCGACAACGGCGUGGGCAGCUGCAGCUACGCGUCGCCCCGGCCCACGGUGGCCGCGGACGACUUCGGGGCUCGACACUCGCCGGUGAUGCGGCCGGACGGUGGCCGGCCCAGCUGCGGCUACGCGUCGCCGCCCGCGGACUUCGCGCGGCACUCGCCGGUGAUGCGGCAGCAGCAGCAGCAGCAACCGUCGGACGUGCGACCGCCGACCGACGCGAGCAACGGCAUGGUGAUCGCUCCCGGCCGCGUCGACCACCGGGAUUACGCGGCGAGGAACUCGCCCAUCAUGAGGCCGCCGCCCGACAUGAGGGUGGUGAACACAGCGGAUGCCAACAGCUGCAGCUUCGCGAUGCCGCCGCGCGCCGACGUCAGAGACUACACGGCAAGGAACGCGCUGGUGAACCGUGCCGCGACGCAGGCGAGGCCGGGCGACGGCUUCCUACGCAUCGUCGACGUACGGCACUACGACGAGUCGCAGGACAUGCUGCUGCUCAUUUGGCUGCAGUAG